Molecule: messenger RNA, 1277 nt
Organism: Daucus carota subsp. sativus
Lineage: Eukaryota; Viridiplantae; Streptophyta; Magnoliopsida; Apiales; Apiaceae
Exons: 1
Coding region: 93-1016 (307 amino acids)
Source: RefSeq, a predicted model, not a curated record
ACAUAGUCUUAUGCUAAAACAUAAACACACCCAGAUACAUACAUUAAAUCCAUCUCUUACAUUUCACUCUCGAAGCUCCCCCCUAACCAAAAAUGGAGAACACCCAGAAUUCCGACAGCCGCGCCGAGGCCGAGCGGCUCCUCGGCAUCUCCGAGAAGUUCUUGACGAACCGCGAUCUCUCCAGCUCUCGUGACUUCGCCGUGCUAGCUCAAGAAACGGCUCCGCUCCUCGACGGCUCUGAUCAAAUCUUGGCCAUCACCGAUGUGCUCUUGGCCGCCGACACGAAGAAAAUCAACGGUCGGAAUAACUGGUAUGCAAUUUUACAGCUUGAGAGAAAAUCUGAUAAUUUGGAUGAUAUUAAGAAACAGUAUCGUAGAUUGGCCCUUUUGUUGCAUCCUGAUAAGAAUAAGUUUCCGCUUGCGAAUGAGGCGUUUCAGCUUGUGGCGGAUGCGUGGGGGGUUUUAUCGGAUUCCGGGAGGAAGGGUGUGUUUGAUCAUGAGUAUGGGGUGUUUACUAGGGUGAAUUUGGUUGCCAAUAGGAAGGGGAAUCAAGAAAAGGGGUACAAGGGGAAGGGGAGUGGGGGUGGGGGAAAUGCUGGUGAGACGCGGAAUUUUUGGACCAUGUGUCCGUAUUGUUAUAAUUUGUAUGAGUAUCCGAGGGUUUAUAAGGACUGUUGUUUGAAAUGUGGGAAUUGUAAGAGGGCAAUGCAUGCUUCGGAGAUUGGGAAUUUGCCUCCGGUUGUGCAAGGGCAGGAUGCGUAUUACUGUUGUUGGGGGUUUUUCCCCAUGGGGUUUACGGGGAAUGAGGGAGUUGGAGGUGGGAGUGGGGGGAAGGGUUCGGGGAUUCCUAACUGGACACCGCCUGUGUUUGGGAUGAAUGUGAAUGGAGGAGAGGAUGAGGAGUUUGUGGAGAAUUCGGGUGGCAAUGUGACUCCGGUUCAUAGGAAUGUGAAUGCUUCAGGUUCUACAUCAGGUGCAAAGAGGGGCAGGGGCAGGCCUAGGAAGAAUCUGCUAUAAACUGCUCUGUAAAGUGUGGUUUAAAGAGGUUUAAGAAAGUAUUGAGUUCGCUUAGCUUUUGCAUGUGGAAUGCAGUAGACAGGUAGUUUCUUUAAUUAGUUGGUUAUUAUGCUAUUCUAUGUUUAUGUUGAAGGCAAAAUUGCUUGUAGAAGACUGAUGUUUGUAGGUUUCAAAUCUUGAAUAUUUAAUUAACUGUGUCGAAAGUUGUAACUUGUAAAACUGCUUUUAUUUGAUUUUCUCAAUUGAUAGACAAUUUAGUAA